AUGGGGCUGCCGACCCUGGAGUUCAGCGACUCCUACUUGGACAGCCCUGAUUUCAGGGAGCGCCUGCAGUGUCACGAGAUUGAGCUGGAGCGAACCAACAAGUUCAUCAAGGAGCUUAUUAAGGACGGCUCCCUGCUCAUCGGGGCGCUGAGGAAUCUGUCUAUGGCAGUACAGAAAUUUUCCCAGUCGCUGCAGGAUUUCCAGUUUGAAUGUAUCGGUGAUGCUGAAACAGAUGAUGAAAUUAGUAUUGCUCAGUCACUAAAAGAAUUCGCAAGACUACUUAUCGCAGUAGAAGAAGAAAGGAGAAGACUGAUUCAAAAUGCUAAUGAUGUAUUAAUUGCACCACUUGAGAAAUUUCGCAAAGAACAAAUAGGUGCAGCAAAAGAUGGAAAGAAGAAAUUUGACAAAGAGAGUGAAAAAUACUAUUCCAUUCUUGACAAACAUUUAAAUUUGUCUGCAAAGAAAAAGGAAUCUCAUUUGCAAGAGGCAGAUAUACAGAUUGACCGAGAACAUCAGAACUUCUAUGAGGCAUCAUUAGAAUAUGUCUUUAAAAUUCAAGAAGUUCAGGAAAAAAAGAAGUUUGAAUUUGUUGAACCGCUUUUAUCAUUCCUUCAGGGUUUAUUUACUUUUUACCACGAGGGAUAUGAACUCGCCCAGGAAUUUGCACCAUAUAAACAACAGCUGCAGUUCAACUUGCAGAAUACGAGGAAUAAUUUUGAAAGUACUCGACAAGAGGUAGAGCGAUUGAUGCAGAGGAUGAAAUCUGCCAAUCAAGAUUACAGGCCACCCAGCCAGUGGACAAUGGAAGGCUACUUGUAUGUCCAGGAGAAACGACCUCUUGGUUUUACAUGGAUUAAACAUUAUUGUACGUAUGAUAAAGGAAGUAAAACUUUUACAAUGAGUGUUUCAGAAGUGAAAUCCAGUGGGAAAAUGAAUGGCCUUGUUACUAGUUCACCAGAAAUGUUUAAAUUAAAAUCUUGUAUCCGACGAAAGACAGAUUCAAUUGAUAAACGAUUCUGCUUUGACAUAGAAGUGGUCGAAAGGCAUGGGAUCAUCACAUUGCAAGCCUUUUCAGAAGCUAAUCGAAAACUUUGGCUUGAAGCCAUGGAUGGGAAGGAACCGAUUUAUACCCUGCCUGCGAUUAUCAGCAAGAAAGAAGAAAUGUACUUAAAUGAAGCAGGCUUCAACUUCGUGAGAAAAUGCAUCCAAGCUGUGGAAACGCGAGGCAUCACCAUUUUAGGUCUCUACCGAAUAGGAGGAGUGAAUUCCAAAGUGCAGAAACUCAUGAAUACCACAUUUUCUCCCAAAUCCCCCCCUGACAUGGACAUUGAUAUUGAACUGUGGGACAAUAAGACAAUAACAAGUGGACUGAAAAACUACCUCAGGUGCCUUGCAGAACCACUGAUGACUUACAAAUUACACAAAGAUUUUAUUGUUGCUGUUAAGUCUGAUGACCAAAACUACCGGGUGGAGGCUGUACAUGCACUGGUGCACAAGCUGCCCGAGAAAAACAGAGAGAUGCUGGACAUCUUGAUAAAGCACCUGGUCAAAGUGUCCCUACAUAGUCAACAAAAUCUCAUGACAGUCUCAAACCUUGGUGUUAUAUUUGGUCCAACUCUAAUGAGAGCACAGGAAGAAACUGUGGCUGCCAUGAUGAAUAUUAAGUUUCAGAACAUUGUGGUCGAAAUUCUGAUAGAGCACUAUGAAAAGAUUUUUCACACUGCCCCAGACCCCAGCAUCCCUCUUCCUCAGCCUCAGUCUCGAUCCGGAUCCCGGAGGACGCGUGCAAUCUGCCUUUCCUCUGGCUCCCGGAAGCCCAGAGGGAGGUAUACUCCAUGUUUGGCAGAACCCGACAGCGAUUCCUACAGCAGCAGCCCUGACAGCACGCCCAUGGGGAGCAUCGAGUCCCUCUCCUCUCACUCCUCCGAGCAGAAUAGCACCACGAAGCCUGCCUCCUGCCAGCCCAGGGAGAAGUCCACCGGGAUCCCUUGGAUUGCGUCCCCAUCGCCCAGCAACGGACAGAAGAGUCUCGGUCUCUGGACCACGAGUCCCGAGUCAAGUUCUCGAGAAGAUGCAACCAAAACGGACGCGGAAUCAGACUGCCAGAGCGUCACCUCCAUCACCAGUCCCGGGGACUCGUCCCCGCCCAUUGACCUGGCCAAGAAGGGGCCCUAUGGGCUCUCGGGAAUGAAAAGAGCCUCGGCUUCCUCCCUCAGAUCCGUCUCUGCAGCCGAAGGAAACAAGAGCUACAGUGGAUCCAUUCAAAGCUUAACUUCCAUAGGUUCCAAAGAGACACCCAAAGCCACGCCAAACCCAGAUCUGCCUCCAAAAAUGUGCAGGAGGUUAAGGCUGGACACCACCUCCAGCAACGGCUACCAGCGCCCCGGCUCUGUUGUGGCAGCAAAGGCGCAACUGUUUGAAAACGCUGGUUCAGUUAAGCCAGUUUCUUCUGGGCGCCAAGCCAAAGCCAUGUACUCCUGUAAAGCAGAGCACAGCCAUGAGCUUUCCUUCCCACAGGGGGCGCUAUUCUCCAACGUGUACCCAUCAGUGGAACCAGGAUGGUUGAAGGCAACUUAUGAAGGCAAAACAGGACUCGUCCCAGAAAAUUAUGUUGUCUUCCUCUAA
Messenger RNA from Budorcas taxicolor (takin), 2625 nucleotides. It is a transcript of the gene ARHGAP42, whose product is annotated as Rho GTPase activating protein 42. Gene Ontology annotation, molecular function: GTPase activator activity; protein binding. The transcript has 24 exons. NCBI's taxonomy places the organism in Eukaryota, Metazoa, Chordata, Mammalia, Artiodactyla, Bovidae. The record is from RefSeq and is a predicted model, not a curated record. Gene Ontology annotation, cellular component: cytoplasm. Gene Ontology annotation, biological process: signal transduction. Bases 1 to 2625 code for a protein of 874 amino acids.